Molecule: messenger RNA, 262 nt
Organism: Closterium sp. Yama58-4
Lineage: Eukaryota; Viridiplantae; Streptophyta; Zygnematophyceae; Desmidiales; Closteriaceae
Source: the annotation of a GenBank genome assembly
CGCCAGCAGAAAGGGUCUCCUGCACGCGCCCAUGCCCAGCAGUCGCAGCUACGGCCUCAGCAGCAGCAGCAGCAGCAGCAAUCAACAGCACGAAGCUCAGCCAGUAGAAAUUCAGAGAAGCUCCUCCACCAAACCUCCUGGUCCCCCGAACCUCGCUCGGUUCGGCAGUCUGCCGCGGAUGCCAGCCUGGCUCGGCCAGGCUCCGUGCCUGCUGUGACGAAUGGCGUGAAGAGCCUUCCUGCUGGAACUGAGGAGGAGGAAG